AUGUCGACAAAGAAAUCUGCUUUGUCGUCUUCGACUGUGCUCUAUGUUGGGCAACUUCCUUAUGAUUGGGAUGAGCAAAUAAUUAAAUCGGUUGUUUGUGGGUCUGGAAAUAUUGUAGAUGUCAGAUUAGGAUAUGACUACGCUGGUAAAAACAAGGGUUUUUGUUUUGUCGAAUAUCAAAGUCCUCAAGAAGCUCAGAAAGCAUUAAGGUUAUUAGACCAAGUCAAGUUAUUGAAUCCUGCUACACCAGGGCAAAUCAAAAAAUUACGAAUAGAAUUAUCAAAAGAAGGAUUAAGAUCAAAUGCUACGUCCGAGCACAAAUCAAUCAUGAGGCUAGACAGAAAUAUGCUCCCUCCUUACGUCCAAUUGCCUCAAGAGAUGGUAUACAAUGGUCCUCCUCUUCCAAACCAUAGCUUUGUUCUGCCUCCACCCAAUAUUCAUCAAUUUAAUACUGAUCAGCUUCAGCAGCAAAUAAUGAAUAACCCAAUUCCUUCUUCAGUACCUCAAUUACCAUCUAAUAUAGCAAAUGCAACAAAAGUUCUACCGCAGCCUCAAAAUUUACCCUUUGCAAUUCCUGAUAAGAUCAAUGAAACAUUGAGCAAUAUUCCUCCGGUGAAGUUAAUGGAGUUUAUAUCUAACUUGAAAGGUAUCUUAAAUGGUCCUAAUUCGUCAAGGGCGAUAGAUGUUUUUCAAGUUUCACCUCAGUUGGCCCCUGCUGCUGCACAGGCCUUAUUGUUAAUGGGGUUUAUUGACGAAGAGGUCAUAAGCGAUUCAAUGAAAAACCCUGGAACUGGUACCCCUCAACAACAGCAAUCUCAACCACAUCUUCCACCUAUCCCUCCAACGAAUAAUCCUUACGGUCAGCCCAUGAUGCAACCACAAAAUAUGGGAAAAUGGCUGCAUUUACCACCUAGCACCCAGGCAAAACUUGCAGUCAUGUCUCCCGGGCAAGCAGACUUGAUUGCUCAGGUGUUGUCUCUACCAGCGGAUCAGAUCAGUUCAUUACCACCUGACAAGCAGGCCAUGGUUAUAAAUUUAAGAGCGCAAUACCUAUAG
Priceomyces carsonii is the source of this 1056-nucleotide messenger RNA. RefSeq names its product cleavage polyadenylation factor subunit. The transcript has a single exon. Gene Ontology annotation, molecular function: mRNA binding. Gene Ontology annotation, biological process: mRNA 3'-end processing. The coding region runs from base 1 to 1056 and encodes 351 amino acids. Gene Ontology annotation, cellular component: mRNA cleavage and polyadenylation specificity factor complex. The record is from RefSeq and is a predicted model, not a curated record. NCBI's taxonomy places the organism in Eukaryota, Fungi, Ascomycota, Pichiomycetes, Serinales, Debaryomycetaceae.